This is a messenger RNA of Microsporum canis CBS 113480, 1407 nucleotides long. Its product is annotated as PCI domain-containing protein. Gene Ontology annotation, biological process: cytoplasmic translational initiation. The transcript has 3 exons. The record is from RefSeq and is a predicted model, not a curated record. Bases 1 to 1407 code for a protein of 468 amino acids. NCBI's taxonomy places the organism in Eukaryota, Fungi, Ascomycota, Eurotiomycetes, Onygenales, Arthrodermataceae. Gene Ontology annotation, cellular component: cytoplasm; eukaryotic translation initiation factor 3 complex. Gene Ontology annotation, molecular function: translation initiation factor activity.
AUGGCUACAAACACCCUGCUGAUCGAGGGAUCGUUCGACGAACUCGCAGAUGAACUCGCCCGCCGCUUCCCUCGAUCCGCAAAGAAGGAACAGAGCGAGGAGGAGUUGACGGAGGAGCAGACAAAACAGGUCCAGGAUGAGCGGGUCGAGGUGCUCAAGAAGAUGGUUCUUGCGGCUCCAGUGCUUAAUGCCGCUCCAGAAAAGGGUAUAUACCCCUUCUCCCAGCCUUUUUCUCCGUUUUCAGGGUCGAGCUCUGUCGACAUGUUCUUGCCCAAAAUCUGCGCGUUCCUGGCCAAACCAAUGCCCUCGUCGCCGCUGCAUGGCCCUUCCAUUGCCCUGUCUAUCCUGGCGACCGUCUUCAAUACUCUGGACGCCGACGACUCCAGCAGAUACCACGUCUUCCUUGCCGUCAUGGCUGUUAUCAGAAGCACAUCCUCCGCCCUCGCCUUUGAGGCACUAAAGUCCCAACUGGCAAACCAAUUACCUGGCUGGAUCGAAUCCUGGGACCUGGACGAAGACGAGACUCAGAAGCUGCACAUGUCCAUUUCUGACGCUGCCAGGGCCGCCGGUGAUGCUGAGCUCUCAUACCACCACCUCAUCCAGGCACUGCACGCCAUCCAGCCAUCCGAAGCUGCGUCUAAAGAGGCACGAGAAAUGGCCGUCCGUUGCCUUACCACUGCUCUCUCCCUCCCAUUCGUCUUCGACUUUACCCCACUAACAUCCAGUGAUGCCGUCCAAAACGUUCGAUCCACAGAUGCUUCCCUCUUUGAGCUUCUUGAGAUCUUUUCCACCGACAACCUCGACGCCUACGAGGAUUUCAUAAAGACUACCCCUGUCUCCUCCAUCCCUGCCCUAGCAUCCGUCAAGACCAUCGCGCCCACCAACACCACUUCUACCGCUUCGAGCGAACCGCCAUCCGUGGACUCUAUUCUACAGACUAAAAUGCGUCUUCUUACUCUUGCCAGUCUUGCGGCAAAGGCGCCCUCUCGCUCUCUACCCUACGACGAUAUCGCCACUGCCCUGCGUAUCGAUCGAGCUGACGUGGAGAAGUGGGUCAUCGACACCAUCCGUGCCGGCCUGGUCGAAGGAAAGCUCUCCCAGCUCAAGGGUGAGUUCCUCGUCCACCGCGCUACCUACCGUGUCUUCGGUGAGAGACAGUGGCGUGAAGUCCAGGGCCGUCUCAUGGUCUGGAAACAGAGCCUCGAGAACGUUCUCGAUGUCAUCCGCUCCGAAAAGGAGAAGUUUGCCAAGGAGGCUGCCUCUGCCGCAAGCGCUCCUGCCCAGACAUCCGGUGAAGGCGACCGGUUCUCAUUCGGAGGUAGAGGAGGCGGCGAGCGAAGGAGAGGAGGACACCAAUCGCACCAGCACCAGGCUAGGGAUAUGGAGUUGGUUGCCGGCGGUGACUAG